AUGCCCGAGGCGCUCCCUCCACCUCUAGUGACUGUACCCCCUGUGACUCCUGAUCCUGAUCCCACUCCUGUCCCUCCUGCCCUAGUCCCCGAGAAGGUCCUGGACAGUCCAACCGCCGCUCCUCCCUCCUUGGAGGAUGAUGAUGAGCCGAAACCCGGUGACCUAAUUGAGAUUUUUCAUGGACCAUACCAGCACUGGGCCAUAUACGCUGGAGAUGAUUAUGUCAUCCACCUCACCACAGCAAGCGAGGCUGGUUCCAACAGCACGAUGUCUGUCUUGAAUGACAAGGGUAUUGUAAAAAGGGAAAAGUUGUUGGAUGUGGUGGGUGACAAUGGAUACCGCAUCAACAACCUUCUGGAUGAUAAAUAUGAGCCCAGGAGUGUCAGCACCAUACUGAAAGAUGAUCGGAGUCGAGUGGGUCAGGAGCUGCCAUACAGUGUCAUUCAACACAACUGUGAGCAUUUUGUGACAGACCUGAGGUACGGCAAGCCAGAGUCCCGACAGGUGGGUGUCUUAGUCAAUGCUUUAUGA
Brienomyrus brachyistius is the source of this 531-nucleotide messenger RNA. RefSeq names its product phospholipase A and acyltransferase 4-like. Gene Ontology annotation, biological process: N-acylphosphatidylethanolamine metabolic process. Gene Ontology annotation, cellular component: cytoplasm. The record is from RefSeq and is a predicted model, not a curated record. Lineage: Eukaryota; Metazoa; Chordata; Actinopteri; Osteoglossiformes; Mormyridae. The transcript is spliced from 3 exons. The coding region runs from base 1 to 531 and encodes 176 amino acids. Gene Ontology annotation, molecular function: A2-type glycerophospholipase activity; glycerophospholipid phospholipase A1 activity.